Colossoma macropomum (tambaqui) is the source of this 1377-nucleotide messenger RNA. It is a transcript of the gene rabif, whose product is annotated as RAB interacting factor. Gene Ontology annotation, molecular function: guanyl-nucleotide exchange factor activity; zinc ion binding. Gene Ontology annotation, biological process: small GTPase-mediated signal transduction; post-Golgi vesicle-mediated transport. Bases 182 to 583 code for a protein of 133 amino acids. The transcript is spliced from 3 exons. The record is from RefSeq and is a predicted model, not a curated record. Gene Ontology annotation, cellular component: cytosol; membrane. NCBI's taxonomy places the organism in Eukaryota, Metazoa, Chordata, Actinopteri, Characiformes, Serrasalmidae.
AGUCGGUCCGCAUUAUUUACGUGCAGUGGCGGUUACUGAACAGUUGUUCCAGCAAAUAAGAAUGAGCCGGUGGUUUUAAGAUUUUAACACAUUUCAGAUUUGUGUACGGUACCUAACAGAGGAUAUCUGAGAUAAAAAAAAAUUACAUAUUGCCUUAUGGUGUGAGAGAGCUUUUUACACCAUGGACAGCAGUAAUCAGUGCUCUCGCAGUGAGGGGUAUGUAGACCCAUCCAGUCUUGUUUCAGAAGAUGGGAAAAAUAUCAAGUCAGUGGUGUGCCAGCGUUGUGGAUCCAAGGUGCUCUGCCCAGGCAUGGCUGUAUUUGCUGAAAAGGAGCUGUUUCUGCCUUCGAUGCGAAAGAAGAACACCAUUAACCAGUCUGAUGGAACUUUAGAUGGGGAUACAUUAACAGCUCACUGGCUCGUAGAUGAUAUGUACACCUUUGAGAACGUGGGCUUCACCAAAGAUGUGGGCAAGGUGAAGUAUCUUAUCUGUGCCGACUGUGAAAUUGGACCCAUUGGAUGGCACAAUCUCGAUGACAAGAAGAGUUUCUAUGUAGCACUGGACAGAGUUAACCAUGAGUAGAGUGUUUGAUCUUGAUGUUGGUGUAUGUGUGCUACAUACCCUAAAUGCUUUCAUGAGAACACCUUUUAGGCCAUAGAUUCAAAUAACCAUUUUUAAUUAGCAGCCUGCUGGGACUACUGUUUCAUACUGGACAAGUCUUUUUGGUUAAUUUUUUUUUUUAGGUGCAUUUUGUCAUUUUUUUCUUUGUGGUAAUGAAUUUUUAUAUUAAACACUCUUGACUGUGUUACUCUGUUGUUAAUUACAAAUCAUUUCCAUUAAUAACUAAUUAUUUGAACAAUGAUGUGAAGGAGUUCGGUAAAAUGCUUUUUAACAUUCCCAAACGUAAGGCCUCCUUGCUGCAAUAAUAACCUCUACUGCAAAACUGGUAAACAUUGCUAAAUGUAUUUUUCUUUUAAGAUCUUGAUGGACUCCUGCAUAAAGAAUGGUGUGUUUGCUAUACUCAUCUUUUCACAUACUUUACUAUACAUACUAUAAUAUACUAUAACAUAGUAUUUUAUAGUAUAACAUACUAUAAAAUAGAAUUCACUGUGUGAUAUGAGACAGCAUUCUGAACUCUGACACCAUCAGACAAAUCAUGAUAAAUAACACCAUAGUCUCUAUGUAGUAGAGGAGACUUAUUCAGCAGAAAGCCUCUCUAAUCCUCAAUAUGGAUCUUGAUGUAAGUUUUUAAAAAUCAUAUCGAACGACUCCUGUUUAUGAAGGCAGAAGAAAGGAAAAAGUACUUGUUAAGUAUUGGAAUCUUCUUUAAAAGUUUUGCAGUUUUGAGCGUGGAUGAAUAAACUGAACACGAAUCA